Prorocentrum cordatum is the source of this 1973-nucleotide messenger RNA. The record is from the annotation of a GenBank genome assembly. Lineage: Eukaryota; Dinophyceae; Prorocentrales; Prorocentraceae.
CGAAAAGCGUUGUUUUUUCGCCGCCGGCCGCCGCUCGGCCCCCCGCGCCUUGGCCCCCGACGUCCUCCUCCUCCUCCCCCGCCGCCCGCUGCUCCCGGGGCGGCGCAGGCACCAUGGCCCCAGCGCGCGCCUGGCGGGCUCGGGCAGCCGCUGCUCCUGGCGCCGGCAGGGGCGGCCAGCAGCGGGCCGCGCCGCGCGCCGUGGUCAGGCUUGAGCACAGGAUGAUUGUGUCCGCGGUGGCCAGCCUGUACGACGACAAGCUGAAGCCCUUCGGGCGGAUACUCCUGAAGCGCGUGGGCGAGCGGGCUUGCGCCGACGGCGGCCACGACGACGGCGGCAUCCCGCCGUUCGUCGACGCGCGGCGCCUCCGUGGCGCCUGCGAGAGCUGCCCGCAGCUCCAGGUGGAGGCCCAGGCUGGCGAGGAGUACGUGGUGAUGCUGCGGGGCCGCGACCCAGACUUCACCGACCCGACGGACGCACGCGACCCUUAUCCAGAGGCAUUAUGGGAGGAGCUGGCGUACCACUUCUCGGAGGUGGGCGAGGGCGGCUCGGUGCCGCUGCCGGCUGGCCGCUACUCGUGCGCGCGGGAGCUGAUGGCCUGGCGCCUGCCGUGCCUGGCGGGCCGCAGCCUCGGGGAGGUCUGCCACAUCGUGGCGCUCGCCGUGUCGCGGAGGAGGAUACUGGGCUACAGCGAGGGCGGCACGGUGCCGUACCACCUCUCCGAGGCGAGGGUGAAGGAGGUGUGCGCGGCCCGCCAGCUGCCGUUCCGCAGCGCCAGAGAUGCUGGGGCCUCCCUGAACGUGGCCACCUGGGACCUGGCCCGGGCGUGCAUCUCGAGGCUCCUCGCGGCCGCCGAGGAGCGCGGCGGCAGCGGGCUCAUACCUGUGCCCAACGUCAAGCGCCUCUUCCGCUCGCAGUUCCAGCUGGAGCUUAGCGAGACUGCCCUGGGCCACUCCCGGCUGCACGACCUCCUUAACGACCCCCGCCUGCUCGACAUCUGCCAGGUUCUGCAGCGCGGCAACGUGCAUACCGUGGCGAGGGCCUGCCCCGCCCUGGUGGCGCCGGCGCUGGACACCUGCGGCGCCCUUCCGGCCGGGGGCUUCGCCGCCGAGGGAGCGGCGGCGUGGCAGGCCGCCACCGCGUCGCCGGCGGCACCUGCGGCGAUGCAGCCGCAGUGGCAGGGCCUGCUGAGCACGCCGGUCCCCGAUGCCGCAGCGGUUGUCGCGGUGACUCCCAGCCGAGGACGCCUCUGCGAGCUGGGCCCGGCCGCGCUCCGCGGCCCCAGCGGCUUUGGCCCCGGCACGGGCGCGCCCUGGGGCGGCCAGGACGAGCUCUGGCAGCACGAGCAGCAGCAGCAGCUUGCCCAGUGGCAGGACGAGCUCUGGCAGCACACGCAGCAGCAGCAGCAGCAGGCCCAGUGGCAGGCCCCGCCCCCGCGGCUGCCGUGGGAGCCCGGCUGGCCGGGUGGCGGGCCGCCCGCCGACGCCUGGCGGGACGGCGCCGCGACCGGUUGCAGGGCGCCCGGGCGCCGGUGGGGCGGCGCGCUCUUCGACUUCCUCCCAGACGCUCCGGCGACGUGCGAGCCGCCCCGGCGCGCCUCGGCCAGCUCGACGAGCACCGGCCUCUCGGACGCCUCCUCGGGCCACGCGUCCGACGCCGAGACGCAGGAGGGCACUGAGAGCGCAGCACCCCAGUGGAGGCACAGGUCGGCCACGUCAGCGUCGCCGCACUCGCCGCACUCGCCCCAUUCGCCGCACUCGCCGGGCUGGGAGCUGCUUGCGCGGGAGGAGUUCGGCCUGCCCGCCGCCGUCACCAAGAACACCUUCAUCCACAUAUCGCCGGACUCCCUGGCGCAGCGCGCCGCCCGCGCGCGCGCGUCGUCGGUGCCGUGCGGCCCGCUGCCGGGAGUCUGAGCGCGGAGCGGCGGAGGCCGCGGCGCGAGCUCGCGGCGGGAGAAAGGAGGAUCAGCCGGA